AUGACAGCGGGCAGCAGCGGGCGGGGCGGGAGGCUCGGGCAGCGCAUCGACGAGCUGGCGCAGAGCCGUCUUCGCGAGCGAAGCGCCUCAGGCGUGAAAGGCGGUCGGCUCCUAUCUUCGAUUCUCACAGAGACCUUCGAGGACAGUGAUCGCACCCAGGCAGAGCCGGUCACCCCAGAGGCACCUGGCAAAGAGAAGGCCUCAAGCCGUCGGGCGGCGACGGCGGCACAGCGCAUCUCGGGCGGAGUUCUAGCGGCAGCACAGCGCGCCGCCAAGUCGCUUCUAGAGGAGGCGAGGACGCCUGAACCAGCCGAGGAGGACGUCGGGAUGCGACGAGACAGCUCCCGCCGCAGCACGCGCCAUCAGCGUGACAUCCAAGAGGCCGCAAGUAGGCUCCUGCGCCGAGACGACGAAGUUGGAGCAUCGCGUCGAUCGUCCAGAAGAUGA
This is a messenger RNA of Symbiodinium sp. CCMP2592, 447 nucleotides long. NCBI's taxonomy places the organism in Eukaryota, Dinophyceae, Suessiales, Symbiodiniaceae. The record is from the annotation of a GenBank genome assembly.